Molecule: messenger RNA, 915 nt
Organism: Bradysia coprophila
Lineage: Eukaryota; Metazoa; Arthropoda; Insecta; Diptera; Sciaridae
Source: RefSeq, a predicted model, not a curated record
AGUUCGAUUUAUAAAUCACAAAGUGAUUUGUUGUUUAGUAAAAUGGCAAGCAGUGAACAAGAAAUUUUUCGAUUAAAUAAGAAAAUCAAGGAACUUCUCGCAUUCAGCGAAAAAACGUUCACACAAAACAAACAGCUCGAAACUGAGAACAAAAAACUGAAAGCCGACUUGGACAGGCUUGAAUCGGGCUUCACUCGAUCAUCGAAUCAGAAUUUUCAAUUCCGAUUCGAUCUGGAGAAGGCGACAUUGGAACGUGACAACAUUUUCGAGGCUCACCAGAAACAAAAGACUUUAUUGAGCGAAUUGAUGAAAAAGCACAACUCCCAAUUCAGACAGUUAAAAAAGCUCGAAGAAAUAAUUGCGAAAAAUCACGAUAAUUUGCUACCGUAUGCGGACAUAUUUGUAAAACGUAGACCAGUCACUAUGAUAGAGUCGAUUGCACAGUUGGGUAAUGACGGAUCAUUAAGUGAAAAAGUGAAGAGAUUAGAAGCUGAUAUAAAUGUACUUCAAGAAGAAUUGCAACGAUCGUACGAACUGAUUGAUCAACUGGAAUUCGAAAUUGAGGAGAUCGACUAUCUUGAAUCAGAAAACGAACGUCUACAAGAUGAACUGAACAAAUUACGUGCAUCAAUGAACGACAUUGACAAUCAAAAUCCGAGCCACAAUGACACCACCGUCUGCGAUGAAGAUGAAACCGAUUCACUUUCGUCGUCGCAUCAAGUAGUGCACGCAGAAAAACUGGUCUCUGACAAACAUACCAGAAGAAAUUUGUUGCAUAAAAAACUGGAAACUUUACACCAACACAAGAGGUGCUCUUUGGGAAAUACUGACAGCAAUUGAGCAUUGGUUUUAGAUUUUAUAUUGUCGAUAAAAAGUGGAAAAUAUAAAUUUUGAAUUAGUCAACUCGGAGGCAAA